GUUUACUUUUGACAGCUCUUAUCAAUAACAUUUCCAAAUAAAUAUUGGGGCUGUUGGUUUGUUUUUUUAUGCAAUUAUUUAUUGUUUUAAUUGGACAUUAAUUAUGACUGUACAGUCGGAAUCUCAACUUAGUUUGUAUCCUGUUCUCAAUACUCUUCAGAAAAUAGCAAUUUAUGAAUUAAAAGAUUGGGUUUACGUAGUUGGAUCAAACAAUAGUCUGAAUCUAUUUAGACUUCUGAAAAUAGACAGAAAAGAAUCUAAGGAUUUAGUUGUAAUAGAUGAUGGAGAAGAAUAUACUCAAUCUGAUAUUCAAAAUUUUAUUGCAACUCGAGCUCGAGGUGUCGUUGCAAAAAGUGCCUUUGGCAUUGUUGGUUUUGUGAGAUUUUUAGAAGGUUAUUACCUUUUACUUAUAACAAAAAGAAGGAGAGUCGCUGCUUUGGGUCUUCAUUAUAUUUAUAAAAUUGAAGAUACAACAAUGAUUUACAUACCCAAUGAAUCGUCUCGUACUUCACAUCCUGAUGAAGCUAGAUAUGUCAAAAUGUUUCAAAGCAUUGACCUUUCUAGUAAUUUCUACUUCAGUUAUAGUUAUGAUAUUACUCACACACUUCAAGUGAAUAUGGCUGUACCGAAAACAUUACAAAAUUGUGGAAAUAAUGAUAUCCAGAAUUUUAAGAAAGAAAGAUACCAAAAUCAAACAGAUUAUGAAUUAUAUUCAUCUCCGAACCUUAAAUUUGUUUGGAAUUUGUACCUCUUGUCAAAGAUAAAGGAUGUUAUACACCGUGACUGGAUUAUUUAUAUCAUCCAUGGGUUUAUAAGCCAAUCUAACCUUAAUAUAUUUGGGCGUUCUGUCUAUGUAACUCUUAUUGCCAGAAGAUCAAACAAAUAUGCAGGAACAAGAUUUCUAAAAAGGGGUGCCAAUACAAAUGGAGAUGUUGCAAAUGAGGUUGAAACUGAACAGGUAGUGGAAGAUAUGGGUGUUAGCAGUUGGCAUGUUUGUCCUAGGAUAUCUAGUUUUGUGCAAAUGAGAGGGAGUAUUCCUGGUCAUUGGAGUCAAGACAUUGCUAAAAUUGUUCCCAAGCCUACAAUUGCCUACGAUCUUAGUGAUCCUUUUGUGAUAACUCCAGGGAGGCAUUUCAAACAAUUAUUUGACCGUUAUGGGUCUCCAAUAAUAGCUUUGAAUCUUGUAAAGCAGAAAGAAAAAAAGAAGCACGAGUCUACACUAAGCAUUCAAUAUAGCUCUGACAUUAAGUAUCUCAAUCAAUUCUUGUCACCUGAACAUCAAAUUCAGUAUGUCACUUUCGACAUGGCUCGGAAAAAUAAAGGAAAAGUCGCAAAUGUUAUGGGUCGAUUAGCUAGAAUUGGUGAAAAUGCUUUAGCAAAGGUUGGCGUAUUUUGUACAUUUACUAAAAGAUUGCAGACUGGUGUUAUAAGAGUUAACUGUGUUGAUUGCCUUGAUAGGACAAAUACUGCACAAUUUGCACUUGGAAAAUGUGCUUUAGCGAAGCAACUUGAAACUCUUGGAUUACUUGAAACACUUGAACUGAAGUAUGAUACUGAUUGUAUAAGACUGCUUGAAGUAUUAUAUGAAGACCAUGGUGAUACUCUGGCACUGCAGUAUGGCGGCUCACAGUUGGUUCACAGAAUAAAGACAUAUAGAAAAACUGCACCUUGGACUUCACAAGGAAAUGAUAUUAUGCAGACUUUAAGUCGGUACUAUAGCAACACAUUUUCAGAUUUUGAAAAACAGCAUGCUAUGAACCUGUUUCUUGGUUUGUUCAUACCUUAUGAUAACCAAUCGCCUAUAUGGGAACAAAUAACUGAUUAUUAUCUUCAUCAUCCAGAAACGAUAACCCUUCUUCCAUUAGAAGAGAACAGAUUGCCUUUAACUCAGUGGUGGGGAGAAAGGAAUGUUACUUCCUUGUCUAGGGAAUACUUGGAAAGAGAAGCAGAUGUUAAGCCUCUUUCAAACCCAACAUCCAUUGAUGUCUAUUCUGAUUUUCAUAGGAUUCAUGAAUUUACUGCUCUCACAGAAAUCUUUCCAGCCACCAUCAGUCAUAGUGUGAGGGAUUUUAUGCCAAAUUGUGUAACAGAUUAUAGCCCAUUCACAGUUCGUGUCGGCCCUGGACGGAGACGGGAAGAAAAUGGUAAAGGCUUUAAAAAUCCUUCUGUAUCUGGACAGAGUUCGACAUCCAGUGCCACAUCAAGUGAUGAAUGCAGUCAAGAAAGUGAUGAUGAAGAUGUGAAAACAGAAUCUCGGCAAUCUUCUUCACCAGCUAAAGGGAGCACAGAGUCUGCUAGAUCAUCACAGGGAAAUAUAUUUGCAUUAAAACCAAUUUCUUCUCAGGAUAUGCAAAUUUAUAAAAGGUAUGUUGUAAUUGGAAGGCAGUCUAUACGUACCAAAGAAGGAACAAAUAAACCUUUAGCUCAUAGUCUUAAACCAAUGACAGAAUUUAUAGAUUCAACUUUACAGACUCAAGCACCUGUCGUUACAAAGAAAUCUCUAGAUUUUUAUGCCAAUUAUGUCAAAAAAAUGUAUUCCAUUGAUGAGUGUAUCACGCCAUAUCAAGCUGAAAGAUACGCACGGUAUUGCAACAAUCAGCUCUACAUCUAUAAAGGGGUUGGCUGGGAUUAAUUGAUAAUGUACUUUUCAUUUGUAUAUUUAUAAAUAUGUAUAUAUUUUUUUCUUUCUGAAACAUCUAGCUUUUUCUCUUAAUUUUAAGAGUCAUAGAAUCUGAUUAUUUAUUUCAUAUUAGUUUAAAUUUACAUAAAUGAUUUUAAGCUUAGUAUCAUACACAAACUAUAUAUAUUUUUAAUGGCAUAUUCUAAAUGAUGAAACCAUCUCUUAUCUUACAGGUAAAGUUUUUUAUUAGAGAUUGUCUAUUCUACCGCCAGCUAAGUUCCCCCGUAACAAUAACUAAUGAUACAUGUUUAAAAAAUGAUAUACCAAAAUCAAUGCAUUAUUAAUAUAACUUGUGAUAAGAUGGAUAAAACUGAAAUAUUCCAAAAAAAUAAAUAAUAAUAGAUAAUAUUUUUGGAUAUCGAGCGGGGUAGCUCAGUGAGUAAAGCACUAUACUCCUAGCUGGAGUCCUGGGUUCAAGUAGUGUGACAGGUAAUUAUUUAUCCUGUUUCAGCAGAGUUGAUCUUCAGCUUAGGAGACCCUCCUGGGUCACACCCAGCCUCAAUAAAGUAGGUAAAAAUUUGGCUGUUGAAAGUGAUUUAGGUCAUAUCAACUCCUUUUACUACUGUUGUCCUUUUUUCUUUUGUUUUUGUUUAAUAAAUAAUAAUCCUAAGUAAUCAACUCAGAAAAAAUUAAUCUCUCCUCUCAAAAUUUUCAUACUUUCGUUUCAAGAUAGUUGGGAUUUAAAAUAACAUCAAUUUUCUCUAAGGCUGACAAGCUAAGCCGAUUUUUUUUUUUUUCAUUUUGGGACCAAAAUCACAAGUAACUUAGAAAGAUCAUUACUCUCUGCUAUCAGUAGAUAUUUCAUGUGGCAAUAUCUAAGCUAUUUAUAAAGUUAUGAAUAAUUUUACAAAAGCAUACAUUUUUUUUUAUUUCUAGAGUUUUCUAUUAGGAAAUAAUUUGUAAUAUUUUAUAUUUAAACGUCAUCAAGCACAAGUGCAUGCUUAAAAUUUUAUUUUAGGUUGUUAUUGCUUGUGUGUUAAGAUAUUUUUCUCUGAUUUUUUUUUUUAAUGAAAACUCUUGAAAAGAUUGCAAUAAUAAUAUAAUUAGGUUUCUUCCUUUUAUAUUGACCUUGACUCUUAAAAUGAUAAACAAGUUCUUAUAUUUUAUUUAAACUUUCAUUAUUUUUAAACUUUUUAAUUCUUCCUGACAAACAUAUCUGUAGCAUAAUGUUUGAAAUCUGUAAUGAUUUACGCUUAUGCCAACAAUGCAAUUGUAAUGCCAUUGUACUGUUCCUUUACAAAGAUUUGUUGUGAUAAAAGUUUUAAGAAGAAAAGGCUAGUGUUCUUAUAAGGCUGAUAAGUUUAACUUAUUUAUUUAAAGAUUGAAAAUUUUUGAGUAUUUCUCCAAAAUAAUUUGUUUUAUUAAGUUUGUAUUACAAUAUAUUUUAAUAAACUAUAGAAAAAUUUCAGUGAACAAUUACUUAAACCCAUUUUAGUUCCUAGUAUUAAUUAAUUUUAACAUAUUAAUAGAUAUUUCCAAAUUAAUUUACAUAUACCUCUGCUGGUGAGUAAAUCGUUAACCGAGAGUGUAACAGACAUUAUUUUGGCAUAACACUGGGUUUGAAAAUUGACUUUAUACCAAACGUAUAUGGUUAUGUCAGAAAGUAAAGUUAUAGGUACAUAUCACAAUGUAAAAUUUGAAGCUUCAAGGUAUGUUUACACCAAAAUAGUACCAGUAUCAUUGUGAUUAGAAAGAUGUUAGUAACAUUUUUGCUUUUUAAUAUUUUUAUGCAUACUGUUUACAUCGUUAAAAGUUAAAUGUUAAUAUUAACAGUUAUUAGUAGAGACCGGAUUUUCAUGUUAUUGCACAUUGUAUUCGCUUAAGUGUAGAAACUUCAAACCUGAACAUUUAUCCAUUUCACGAUCACGAUUUGGAAAGAGCCUAAGUCCCAAAAAAAUGUAAUUAGUGAUCUAGAAAAGCAUUAUCAACAAUAAUAUUUGAACACUUGAAAAUCUGAAGUAUUACAGUUUAAUUCUAAAUUUUCCUUUGAAUUCUCAAGAAUUUCAUUUUCAAUGUUGCAUUUUAAUUUUAAAUUUAAUUUUUUUUUUCAUUUCACGUUUUUAAAUUAAGAAGCUUAACCUAAGAUUUGAUCAAAUCUUAAUUUAUUUAUAUGACAAAUUAAACAAAAUUUAUGAUUUUCACUUGCUAUUAGGUGUUAAUUACACAAUUUUAUAUAUUUGUUGGUUUUUACUGCACGGUUUUGAGUUUUUUGCUGCACGUUUUUCGAAUUUUUACUGCACAAAGAUCCGGUCUCUAGUUAUUAGUAUGUUUUUAGCAAAACAUUUCCAGUAACAUUGU
Molecule: messenger RNA, 4978 nt
Organism: Nezara viridula (southern green stink bug)
Lineage: Eukaryota; Metazoa; Arthropoda; Insecta; Hemiptera; Pentatomidae
Source: the annotation of a GenBank genome assembly